Prunus dulcis (almond) is the source of this 2892-nucleotide messenger RNA. RefSeq names its product probable disease resistance protein At4g27220. NCBI's taxonomy places the organism in Eukaryota, Viridiplantae, Streptophyta, Magnoliopsida, Rosales, Rosaceae. The annotation marks the transcript as partial. Gene Ontology annotation, molecular function: ADP binding. The record is from RefSeq and is a predicted model, not a curated record. The transcript has 3 exons.
AUGGGGACACAGAGUGGUUGUUUGACCUACUGUGAUCGUAACAUAGAAGAUCUUAAAGAUGAGCUUACAAAAUUAAUUGCGAAGAGAGAUGCGUUGCAAAGGUUGGUCAAUGAAGCCGAAAGGGAAGGGGAAGUGAUCAACUAUGAUGUUUUGAUUUGGCUACGCACGGUGGACGUGAUGAUCGGCAAAGUCUCGCGUUUUGAAGAUGAAGUCAACGGGAGAAGACGAUGCUUGUAUUGGCUGAGUUUGAGUAGGCAAGCGCAGAAGAUUAAACAACAUGUUGUUCAUCUCCUUGAAGAAGGAAAAUUCCAAAAUGUAGCCCAUCCAGCAGCUCCACAGAUCCAAAAUGUAGCCCAUCCAGCAGCUCCACAGACGAUACUGCCAACAUUAACAGCAGGCUGCUAUGAGAUGGGGAGUCAAAAGAACUUUACCCUCCCGAUGUUAACUGCAGAAGAAGCAUGGGAGCUAUUCCAGGAGACAAUAGGUGAACCCUUGGAUGCUGAUCCUGAUUUAUGUGAUAUUGCAAAAGCGCUCACAAAUGAAUGUGGAGGUUUACCGUAUAGUGUCGUAACUAUUGGGAAAGCGCUACAAAAUAAUAAGAGUAAGUAUGAAUGGGCUAAUGCCCUUCAGCAACUAAAAGCGCAUGAAAUUCCUCCCCAAGCUUAUUAUUCUAGUAUAAAACUCUGUUAUGAACGAUUGGAGAACGAUGAACUCAAGUCAUGCUUUUUACUAUGUUGUUUAUUUCCACAAGGUUACGAUAUUCCAAUUGAUUAUUUGGUUAGAUAUGCGUGGGGCCAAGGAAUAAUUUCUGACAGGUUUGAUUCAGUGGAGGCAGCAAGAAUGCGAGUACAUUUUUUAGUUGUCAAACUAAAAAGGAGGUUUUUGCUGCUAGAUAGCAGCAAGGAAGGCUGUACCAAAAUGCAUGGCGUAGUUCAUGGCGUUGCCAUAUCAAUUGCUUCCCAAGAUAUGGAUGUUUUUAUGGUACAAGAUCAAGCUGGAUAUAGAAGUUGGCAAAUAAAUCCUCCAUGCAAACAGUACACAACAGUUUCACUGAAUGAUGUUCAUAUUGACGACCCCAUUGUGACAGGUUUGGGGUAUCAAGAACUUAAACUUCUACAACUAAAAAAUAGCGAAGUUUCAGAAUCUGCCCUGGAAAGCAUGUUGAAAGGGAUGAAGCUCCAGGUUUUAUCUUUCAUACAUACAUGUUUAACAUCAAUUAGAGUGCUGCUAAGACACCUUCGGACCUUGUCUCUAGAUGAUUGUACACUGGGAGACAUAUCUAGUGUUGGGAAAUUGGAGAAUCUCGAGAUCCUCAGUUUUGCGCGUUCCAACAUCAAAGUGUUACCGAGAGAAGUUGCAGAUCUUCAACAAUUAAGGUUGUUAGAUACGACAGAUUGUUCUUAUCUAAAGGAAAUUCCUCAUGGUAUCCUAUCCAGAUUAAGUAAACUAGAAGAGCUGUACAUGACACGCAGCUUUAAUAAAUGGGAGCCUGCAGAGGAAGUCGAUCAAAGCAAAGAAGGUGAGAUCCGGAUGGCAAGCCUAGCUGAGGUGUUGUCUCUACCCUCUAAAAAUUUGACAGUUUUAGCCAUAGAUAUACCGGAUUUCAAGUUGUUGCCGGAAGAUGAAGUGCUCUUGGAAAAGGAAACAACAAGAUUUCAUAUAUCUAUAUGCAAGCCUAAUACUUUUCCUAUGCCACAACCCCUGGAUUACGGAUUUAAAAAUACUGUUAAGCUUGCUGGUGAUGCAAAGGAGUUCAUGCAAAAUGGAGAUAUUAGAUUUCUGUUGAAGUACUCUAGAGCCUUGUACUUCAGAGAAACUAAAAAUCUGAACUGUGUCCUCAAUGACCAAGUAAGUUUUGAAGGCUUGGAAGCUUUAUCGAUUCAAAAUAGUAAGCACGGCACAGAGUCUCUUAUAAGUGAUCGAACGGGUGAGACUGCCUUCCUUCAGUUGAAGUCACUUGAGCUAAACGGGAUAUCGGAUUUACUAGCAAUAUGUCAUGGGCAGCUUCAAAAUCAAUCUUUUGGCAACCUAAUAUCCCUUCAGAUCAGUUGUUGUUCUGAGUUAAGAUAUGCCUUUCCAGUGUCUAUAGCAAGAAACUUGGUACAACUCCAGUCCUUAGUUGUUUAUCUAUGCGACAAAAUGCAAGAAAUUGUCUCAAAUGAGGGGAUGGAAGAUGAGAUUGAUGCAUCUUCCAAGGUUGCUUUUCCUAAUUUAACGGAGCUCAAUCUGUCCGGUGUAUCAAACCUGGUUAGUUUCUACAUAGCCAACCAGCCAUGUAGCUCAAAACCUGAGGGGAACACUGAAGAAAUUCCGGUCUCCUUCACUCAACUACGAAAAGUGUCCCUUGCAAAUGUAACUCUGCUUGCACACUUGUGGAAGAACGUUCCAUGUCGAAUCCGGUGCUUUGAAAAUUUAAGGUUUUUAACAGUCCUAAGUUGUCACAGCUUGCAAUACCUGUUCUCCUACUCAGUGGCCAGGCAACUUGUGGGUCUUGAAGAAUUAAAAAUCUCUUAUUGCAGGACUAUGAAAACCAUAGUCGCACUUCAGUAUAAAGAAGAGAUAGGGUCCACAAGGAUCUUGUUUCCCAAAAUGAGUCUUAGACUACAAGACCUGUCAAGCCUUGUGAGCCUCAGUGAUGGUCCCAAGACUUUUAGCGACGAUGCUGAUAAUACUUUUGUAUGGCCAUCCACAAGAGUAAUGCACCUGAGAAGAUGUCCCAAAUUGGAGACAUUGGGUUCAUUGAUUCCACGAAAACAAAAACAAAGAAAGAAUAUUCCACAAAUCCAAAAGUUGGAUGCAGGUCCUAGUGAACACACUUCACAAAAAAAGAAUAGUCCACAACCAUCAGUUUCCCCACCAUUCUGGUCCAGUGAACACACUUCCAAAAAAGAG